Messenger RNA from Hansenula ciferrii, 717 nucleotides. RefSeq lists its product as uncharacterized. The record is from RefSeq and is a predicted model, not a curated record. The transcript has a single exon. NCBI's taxonomy places the organism in Eukaryota, Fungi, Ascomycota, Saccharomycetes, Phaffomycetales, Wickerhamomycetaceae. The coding region runs from base 1 to 717 and encodes 238 amino acids.
AUGAAACAUAAUUUUAUUACAAAGUUGAAUACUAUUAUCAAACGCUCCAAAAAGAUACCCCAUUAUGAGAGGCAGCCAAUUGAGCUUAUUGACAAUACAUCAGCUGAAUGUACAACUAGAGCUGCCACAAUAACAGGUUCGAGCUCAAGCUCAGACGAAAAAUCUUUAGCUAAUGAUGAAGAUUAUAGUGAAAACUUAUCUUCUGAUGAUGCUGCAUCCAUGUUUGUUCAAAAUAAUGAUUUAGUGGAUGAUUCAAGAGAAGCUUCUGAAACCACUAUUGAUGCUGAAAAUUCAGAUGAAGCUGCUUCGAUGUACGUUCAUAACCCAUCUACAACAAUUAUUGCAGGACAUGGUGAUCUUGUUAGAAUUGAUAAUGAACCGGAAGUUUAUAUUUAUGAGUCUUAUUCAGCUGGCGGAAAUGAUAAUGGUGAUGUUCAAAGUGUCACAGAUGCUUCAUUACAGAAAUCGGAUUCUUAUGAAAGUAUUGGUUUAAUAAUAUCUUCAAAGUAUGAUAAAGAAGGAAAAACAGAAAAAAUUGAAUAUAGAGAUAAAUAUGAAUAUCAACAAUGUUAUUUAAAAUUUGGUGUUGUUACAGAUGAAGAAAGGGAAAAAUAUAGAGAACGAGUUCAAAUUGCAAAUGUAAACUAUCAAAAAGAAUUUAACAUUAAAAAUUUUCAACCAUCUUAUGAUCCAUUGAGUAAAAAGUUAGCUAUCUGA